AGAAAUCAGCUAUGAGUGAUGACGAAGCCGCAGUUCCAGGCAAUAAGCCAAUUCGGCUCCCAAAAAAGGCUGCGAAAGUGAAAAAUAAGGCACCAGCUCAACUUCAAAUCACAGCCGAACAAUUGCUCCGAGAAGCGAAAGAACGAGAGCUUGAACUCAUUCCACCCGCACCAAAAACAAAAAUCACCGAUCCAGAUGAAUUGAAAGAAUAUCAGCGAAAAAAGAGGAAGGAGUUCGAAGAUGGAAUUCGUAAAAAUCGUAUGCAACUUGCCAAUUGGAUUAAGUAUGGAAAAUGGGAAGAAUCGAUUGGAGAGAUUCAACGAGCUCGAUCAGUUUUCGAAAGAGCUUUGGACGUUGAUCAUCGUUCAAUCAGUAUUUGGCUGCAGUACGCUGAAAUGGAGAUGCGAUGCAAACAAAUCAAUCACGCGAGAAACGUGUUCGAUAGAGCAAUCACCAUUAUGCCACGUGCCAUGCAAUUCUGGUUAAAAUACUCCUACAUGGAGGAAGUGAUUGAGAACAUUCCCGGAGCCAGACAAAUCUUUGAGCGAUGGAUUGAGUGGGAACCACCAGAGCAGGCUUGGCAGACUUAUAUCAACUUUGAGCUUCGCUAUAAGGAGAUUGAUCGUGCUCGUUCUGUGUAUCAGAGGUUUUUACAUGUUCACGGAAUUAAUGUACAAAACUGGAUCAAAUACGCCAAGUUUGAAGAACGAAAUGGAUAUAUUGGUAAUGCUAGAGCAGCGUACGAGAAAGCUAUGGAAUACUUUGGAGAAGAAGAUAUCAAUGAGACGGUGCUGGUUGCUUUUGCUCUUUUUGAAGAGCGUCAGAAAGAACACGAAAGAGCACGUGGAAUCUUCAAAUACGGAUUAGACAAUCUUCCAUCGAACCGAACCGAAGAAAUUUUCAAGCACUACACGCAACACGAGAAGAAGUUUGGAGAACGAGUGGGAAUUGAAGAUGUAAUUAUCAGUAAAAGAAAGACACAGUACGAGAAAAUGGUUGAAGAGAAUGGAUACAAUUAUGAUGCAUGGUUCGAUUAUUUACGAUUGUUGGAGAAUGAGGAAACUGAUCGAGAAGAAGUUGAAGAUGUCUACGAGAGAGCAAUUGCUAAUAUUCCGCCUCAUUCCUACUUUCAGGAAAAACGCUAUUGGCGUCGGUACAUUUACCUCUGGAUCAACUACGCUUUGUAUGAAGAACUCGUUGCAAAAGAUUUUGAUAGAGCUCGUCAGGUCUACAAAGCAUGUAUUGAUAUCAUUCCACACAAAACUUUCACAUUUGCAAAAGUCUGGAUCAUGUUUGCGCAUUUUGAAAUUCGACAGCUGGAUCUUAACGCUGCAAGAAAGAUUAUGGGUGUUGCUAUUGGAAAGUGCCCCAAGGACAAGCUGUUCCGUGCGUACAUCGAUUUGGAGCUGCAACUUCGUGAAUUCGAUCGGUGUCGGAAACUCUACGAGAAGUUUUUAGAAAGUUCUCCAGAAAGUUCUCAAACUUGGAUCAAAUUCGCCGAGCUUGAAACUCUCCUUGGUGAUACUGACCGUUCUCGUGCUGUUUUCACAAUUGCCGUACAACAACCGGCUCUUGAUAUGCCUGAACUUCUUUGGAAAGCCUAUAUUGACUUUGAAAUUGCUUGUGAGGAACACGAAAAGGCUAGAGAUCUCUAUGAAACCCUACUCCAACGAACAAAUCACAUUAAAGUCUGGAUUUCGAUGGCUGAAUUUGAACAAACCAUUGGAAACUUUGAAGGGGCGCGUAAGGCGUUUGAAAGAGCUAAUCAAUCAUUGGAGAAUGCCGAGAAAGAGGAACGAUUGAUGUUACUGGAAGCAUGGAAAGAAUGUGAAACGAAGAGCGGUGAUCAAGAAGCGUUAAAGAGAGUUGAAACUAUGAUGCCUCGUAGAGUCAAAAAACGACGUCAAAUACAAACUGAAGAUGGUGUCGAUGCAGGAUGGGAGGAAUACUUUGACUACAUAUUCCCACAAGAUCAAGCAGCAAAAGGCAGUUUCAAACUUCUCGAAGCAGCCGCCAGAUGGAAGAGGGAAAGAGAAGAAGCUGCAGCACGAGCAGCUCAGGAACUUGAUGCUCCUAUUCCAGAAGGAGAUGAUGAUGAAGAAAAAGAGGAAGCUGGGAAAGAUGCUGAAGAAAAAGUACGAGAAGGCGAUAGCGAUACGGAUUUAUCGGAAAGCAGUAGUAGCAGCGAUAGUGAAUCAUCAUCAUCAUCAUCAUCUGACUCUUCUGAUUCCUCUGAUGAUGACGAAGACAAGUAAAAGCUAUACAUCAGCCGUUUCUUUUUUAUCGUUAUUCAAAAUAUCUCCCUGUUCUCUGUUCUUUUUUUCCUCCUCUCACUAUGCGAUUUCUUCUCAAUUCUGUGUUUUUUUUUGUUUGAAUUUAUCUUCCGUUCUCAAAAUUGAUCGUUUCUUUCCAUCGCAACGCGAAUAAAUUAUUUUUGUACUAAAA
This is a messenger RNA of Caenorhabditis elegans, 2445 nucleotides long. It is a transcript of the gene syf-3, whose product is annotated as Pre-mRNA-splicing factor Syf1/CRNKL1-like C-terminal HAT-repeats domain-containing protein. The record is from RefSeq and is marked reviewed. The transcript is spliced from 5 exons. Gene Ontology annotation, biological process: RNA processing; mRNA splicing, via spliceosome. Lineage: Eukaryota; Metazoa; Nematoda; Chromadorea; Rhabditida; Rhabditidae. The coding region runs from base 12 to 2255 and encodes 747 amino acids. Gene Ontology annotation, cellular component: nucleus.